Messenger RNA from Peromyscus eremicus (cactus mouse), 1800 nucleotides. It is a transcript of the gene Sh2d2a, whose product is annotated as SH2 domain containing 2A. Lineage: Eukaryota; Metazoa; Chordata; Mammalia; Rodentia; Cricetidae. Gene Ontology annotation, cellular component: cytoplasm. The transcript has 7 exons. The record is from RefSeq and is a predicted model, not a curated record.
AUGGAGUUCUGCGUGGCUCAGACAUGCCCCCAAGGGAAUCAUGAAGCCCCCUCCCCCACCUUCAGCACCUUCCAGCCCAUGAACUUGACCCAGGGGAGAUGCCAGGACCUGAAUUUGGGGAGCAAGCCCAGCAUGCAGGCUCUGAAGGAACAGGAGGUUCAGCUCAGCCCCACGGCCACACACACUGUGGCUUCUGCCUCAGCCCCAGGAGCCACCUGGGUCCUAGGGAAUGCUGACAAGGAGGAAGAGGUACCUGGGAAUGCUGGUCUGUCGCUGCAAGCUGAGACCAGAGCAUGGGUCCAGAAGACCCAGUCCCACUGGCUCUUGCUCAGGACCGCCCCUGUUUGGUUCCAUGGCUUCAUCACCAGGAGGGAAGCUGAGAGGCUCCUGCAACCCCAGCCUCAAGGAUGCUAUCUGGUGCGCUUCAGCGAGAGCACUGUGACCUUCGUGCUAUCCUACAGGUAAGGGGGGGAGAAAUGGGGGUGUCUGACUCAAAGUGGCCCCUCCAGGAGCCGGACCUGCUGCCGUCACUUCCUCCUUGCCCAGCUAGGGGAUGGGCGUCACGUGGUGCUGGGCGAAGACAGUGCCCACGCGCAGCUUCAGGACCUGCUUCAACACUACACAGAGUUUCCCCUCAGCCCCUAUGGGGAGACGCUCACCCAGCCCCUUGCCCGCCAGACUGCCGAGCCGGCUGGACUUUCCCUGAGGACCGAAUCAGACUCUGGAAGCAAAAGACAGGAAGAUCCAGACAGCCAGAACAGGCUGCUCAUCCAACAGGGGCAGGCCCAGGCCCCAGCACACAAAGAGGGAACUUCACAGGGAUCCAGACCCAGGCCUCCCAUUCCUGCCAAGCCCCAGCUUCCUCUUGAAGUCUAUACACGUCCUACUUCACGAGCCCAUCGGGUUCUACCCGUUCACCCCAUCUACCAGGAGCCUGAUGAACCCAUAGCCUUCUACGCCAUGGGACGGGGCAGCCCUGGAGAAGCCCCCAGUAAUAUCUAUGCUGAGGUAGAGGGGCCAUCGGGAAUGGCACCCACUGGGCACCCCACCCUCCAGAAGUGCUGGUCCAGGCCUAUCUCAGGAGGCCAGGCAAAGGGAGUACAGGGGAAAAAAAGUUCAAGAAGGCCAGCAGGAAGAGGGAACCCCUCCUGAACAGCGGGGCAAGGUGAAGUCGGCGGGCUGAAACAGGAUGGAGUGGUCCAUGCGGCCGGAAACCUUUGCCCAGCUCCAGGCCUGAGACUGCUCUGUCCGUUCUCCUGGACAUUCCCACGGGCUCACCUUUGCCAAGCCGUACCUGCCCCUACUUCAGAAAAAAAAAUUAAGGGAGACAGGGUUCCCUCAACCUUCCUCCUCCCAGCCUGCCUCUUGACUGUCAGGCCUUCCUCAAACAGAGAAGGACACCUAGAAUCCCACAUGUCACCCCCAGGGGACUCAGAGGAAGUGGCCACUGCACUCUGUGUGCUCACCCCUUUCAGGCUCCCCACAGAGAGUUUCAGUCACAUCUGAAAGUGGUAUUGCGAUGCCAUGAGUCAGACUCCCCAUACUUCAGGUCCUUCCUCAGACUUCCUCUCUGCGGGCACCGAAGUUCCCUGCUCUGCCUGUGCCCGCUGAGCUCACCUGUGCCCCCUCCACCUUCUGCCUCCACAGUCCUGUCUCUAUCCAGGCUGCCCAUGUAGACAGUGUUUUCUUUGGGUUGCCAACCAGCUCCCAAAUAAAGAUAUGGAGAGUUAUUAUUAAUCAUGAAUGCUCGGGCUUAACUUAGGUUUGUCCCACUAGCUCUUAUGACUUAAUUUAACCUCU